Molecule: messenger RNA, 4059 nt
Organism: Sphaeramia orbicularis (orbiculate cardinalfish)
Lineage: Eukaryota; Metazoa; Chordata; Actinopteri; Kurtiformes; Apogonidae
Gene: rasal1a
Product: RAS protein activator like 1
Exons: 21
Coding region: 82-2547 (821 amino acids)
Biological process (GO): negative regulation of Ras protein signal transduction; intracellular signal transduction; regulation of GTPase activity
Molecular function (GO): GTPase activator activity
Source: RefSeq, a predicted model, not a curated record
UUGCGGAGGAGAGGAGCGUUAUUUAUAAGAGCGUGUAUGGAAACAUAAAGAGAAACCGCUCCCUAGCUUUAUUCGACUAAAAUGGCCAAAAAUACAUCUCUUUAUUUUCGAAUUGUCGAGGGCAGGAACCUCCCGGCCAAAGACGUCUCCGGAACCAGCGACCCAUACUGCAUUGUAAAAGUUGACAAUGAAGUUGUGGCCAGGACCGCCACAGUAUGGAAGAACCUUAAUCCUUUCUGGGGUGAAGAGUACACACUGCACCUCCCGAUGGGAUUCCAUUCACUGUCUUUCCAUGUCAUGGACGAGGACACGAUUGGUCAUGAUGAUGUUAUUGGAAAGAUAUCUCUGAGCAAAGACACGAUCGGAUCUCAAGCUAAAGGGUUAGAUAGCUGGCUGAACUUAACGAGGGUCGACCCAGAUGAGGAGGUCCAAGGGGAGAUCCAUCUGAGUCUGGAGCUGCUGAAAGACACAGAAAAAAUCAGUUUAAGAUGUCAAGUCAUUGAGGCCAGAGACCUUGCUCCAAGAGACAUCUCUGGUACCUCUGAUCCAUUCGCCAGAGUUAUUUUCAACAACCACAGCGCAGAAACUUCGAUUAUCAAGAAGACUAGAUUUCCUCACUGGGGAGAGACUCUGGAGCUGGAGCUGGACCCACAGGAGCUGAGGGAGGAGGGGUCUGUUAAUGUGGAGGUCUGGGAUUGGGACAUGGUGGGCAAGAAUGACUUUCUAGGAAAGGUGGAAAUCCCCUUUGCUUGUUUGCACAAGACACCUCUGUUAGAGGGCUGGUUUCGUCUUUUACCCUUGGGAAAUAGUGAGGGUGAUGCUGGUGGAAAGCUUGGAGCGCUCCGCCUGAAGGUGCGUUUAGUGGAGGAUCGUAUUUUACCAUCUGUGUACUAUCAGCCACUCAUCGACCUCCUGGUUGAGUCAGUCAUUUCUCCAACGGAGGUUGAGGAUAGCAGUGCUUUGACCAUGCUGGAGGAGGUGACAACAGUUGAGAGUCGCCAGGAUGUGGCAAUGACCCUGGUGAAAAUCUACCUGGGUCAGGGCCUGGUGGUUCCAUUCUUGGAUUACCUGAACACCCGAGAGGUCAACCACACCUCUGAUCCAAACACAUUAUUUCGCUCCAACUCACUUGCUUCUAAAGCCAUGGAACAGUUCAUGAAGGCUGUUGGCAUGCUGUAUCUGCAUGAGGUUCUGAAGCCAAUCAUUAAUCGUAUCUUUGAUGAGAAGAAAUAUAUUGAACUGGAUCCAUGCAAGAUCGACUUGAACCGCACAAGGCGGAUUUCAUUUAAGGGUGCAGUGUCAGAGGCAGAGGUGCGGGACAGCAGUGUGGAGAUGCUGCAGAUCUAUUUAACCAGCAUCAUUGAAUCAAUAGUGGGCUCAGUCGAUCAGUGUCCACCAGUCAUGAGAGUGGCCUUCAAACAGCUGCAUAAGAGGGUAGAGGAGCAAUUUGCUGAACCUGAGAACGAGGAUGUGAAGUAUCUGGCAAUUAGUGGAUUCUUUUUCCUGCGUUUUUUUGCGCCCGCUAUCCUCACACCUAAACUGUUCCAGCUGAGGGAUCAGCAUGCUGAUACACGUACGAGCAGAACACUGUUACUACUGGCCAAGGCUUUACAAAGUGUGGGGAACUUAGGCCUUCAGCUCGGUCAUGGAAAGGAGCAAUGGAUGGCGCCUCUUCAUCCCAUCAUCCUUCGUAGUGUGGCCUGUGUUAAAGACUUUCUGGACAAGUUAAUCGACAUAGACCAUGACAUUGCGACUGAGGCACCUCUGAGGGCUGUUUUCAUGCCAUCAGUGACAGUUAAAGAAGGAUACCUCCACAAACAUAAGGCAGAGGGGCCCCAACUGCUAUCCAGGUUUGCCUUCAAGAAACGUUACUUCUGGUUGACGAGUGAGACGCUGUCGUAUGCUAAAACCCCUGACUGGCAGGUGCGCUCUUCAACUCCGGUUCAGUGCGUGUGUGCAGUGGAGAGGGUGGAUGAAAAUGCCUUUCAGCAGCAAAAUGUAAUGCAGGUCAUCACCCAGGACAACGACGGGCAGCUGCACACCAUGUACAUCCAGUGCAAGAAUGUGAACGAGCUCAACCAGUGGCUGUCUGCGAUCAGAAAAGUCAGCAUCUACAAUGAGCGCAUGCUGCCCUCUUUCCACCCAGGAGCUCAUCGCAGCGGCAAGUGGACCUGCUGCCUACAGACGGACCGUGCUGUUACAGGGUGUAGUCGAACCCACUCUGCUGUGACUCUGGGUGACUGGAGUGACCCACUGGAUCCUGACGUGGAGACUCAGACUAUAUACAAGCAGCUUCUCCAGGGCAGAGACAAACUCAGGAAAAAGUAUCUGGAGAUGCCAGACACUGAUCAGACACCCAGCAAUAAAGAAAAGACGAUAAACUCUGACAUUCAUCCAGAUGGUGCAGAGAGCAAUGUUCACCUCCUGAAGACAGGUCAAAGUGUUGCAGCGCGAGUGUUGGCAGUGAUCGAAGACCUGGAAAAGGCUCACGUCACUUUCCAACGCAGAGAAAAGGAGGACACCACCUGUGUCAUUCUGAAUCCCUAGCCUGAACUUGCAGUGGGAUCCACACUGAUGCCCGAGGGAGGCCCAGUGUUCUGUACCAACACGAGUGAGCAUCAGAUAUUCACUUGAUUGCCGGGGAAGAAAAGUGGCCACAGGGGGCAACCUCUUCCAGCCUUUUAGAGCAUUUUCCUCUGUAUGAGUGAGGGGAGUUGUGUCACUUUGAAUCUUUUGUAUUCUCUGAGUGCCACCAACUGCAGCAGCGUCAGGGAGAGAUUAUGAUACUUGAUGAUAAAGGGGGCUGAGGGACUUUGAAACAUGACCUGACUUGAUAUUUUUUAUGUAGAUAAGAAGCAAUCUGUUGCAUGGCCUGCAUCCACUUGUUGUGAAAUGUGAAAAGAAUUUUUUAUAUUUUGACAUACUGUAAAGGACCCUGGUCCAAUGUUUUUAUGCAAAAAAGCUUGUUGUAGUGUAAUGUACAGUAACUGAAUGUAAGGUGUCUUUUAAAUAUUGCUUUUUACUAAUAUUUUGUAUCAAUGAAAGCAAGUAGUCACUGGCCGCAAUGUAGCAAGCAACAUUGUAGAUAAUACCCCUACUCUAUGAAUUGCCACAGUAAAACAUUGCCUGUGCAGUGAGCAAAGUGAAUAAUAUUUUAACAGUGAGUGAACACGAUGUUGCUUUGGGCCCUUUAUACAAAACAAUGUGCUUUUGUUUGGUGCUGUCGCCAGUGCACUUCAGUUUAACUGUUUGAAUCUGUCCUGCUUAUUCAGAAUGUUUUUUUUUUUUUUUUUGUGCAGUCUAUGAUACAUUAUUUAAGCCAUUCCAAAUAUAUGGGUAAUAUUUACCUGCUAAAUUCAUACAUUUAAAAGAUCAAUUUGUAACGGAAGCUUCAAUUGUAAUACAUUUUAUUAAGAUUUUGGUGCCACUGUAUUUGGCUCACAAGUGUCAGCAUAACUUUGAAAUGCCAAUUGUUUUGUUUUUUUAAUGAAAAAAAAAAAAAACAAUAUUGAAGCUUUCAAGUGAAAUUUGCUUAUUUAUGCGAGACACUUGAACUGUACAUGGACAUGUUGUGAAGCCAUUUCUCAUAGAGCGAGUAGUGUUUAGUGUCUUUUGUCUUAAGCAGAGAAGGUCAGUGACUGUAAUGGAGAUCAGAUCUGUGAUCUCAGAUAGCCUCAGCAGGCCACCCUGCCUCUGAACAUUACAUUUUGUUCUGGUACAGCUACUGUAGUGUAUUUUUGACUUUUACAGCAAGAUCUGUAGAAUGUUUAUGUGUAAUUCUUCCUGCUUUAGGGUAAAAAUUAUAGCAUACCUGCCAGACAUGACAAUCAAAAGUGUACACUGAAACUGCUCUUCAGUACUAUGGUUUUCUAAUGAUUGCUGAAACUGGCUAAAAUAAUCUGCUCUAUUAAUGUUCCCUACAGGAGGGCUUUUACGGGAAAAAAAGAAAACACUUCCUGUACUUUAUUUUGCAAGUACACUAAUGGUUUGUUCCAAGUGAAUUGUUACUGUGAACUAAAACAAAUGUAUUGUUCAGUAAACUUUUCAUUCAUCAACAAA